This is a messenger RNA of Cylas formicarius (sweet potato weevil), 9485 nucleotides long. RefSeq names its product golgin subfamily B member 1. Lineage: Eukaryota; Metazoa; Arthropoda; Insecta; Coleoptera; Brentidae. The coding region runs from base 118 to 9024 and encodes 2968 amino acids. The transcript has 10 exons. The record is from RefSeq and is a predicted model, not a curated record.
UGGCAAAAACCAUAACAUAGAAACAAAACAGAAUUUUCAGCAAUAUUUGUAACUAAUGCAGGUACAGUGCCCGCAUACAAUCCCCGGGCUAUUCCAUCCUGCAUGUAGCAAUAAAAAAUGUGGAAUGAACCUGACCCAGAUCCAGGGGGACAAAAAGACUCUUUAACAGAAUUGUCACCUCAAGAGCUCUCAGAUCUUAAAGAUCAAAAUGAACAGCAACUUUUACUUAUCGCUCAGCUCAAGGAAAUGUUGAGGAAGGAACAGAGUAGUGUAACUCAAGAAAAAGUUGAAGAAUAUGUAAACACUUUAAGUAGAGCUAAAGCAAAAAAAUCUAGGUUAAAACUUGAAAACUCAGCAGCAAGUGGUAGCGGAAGGCCCACUAGCGCCGUCAGCAUAGAUGCUAGUAAAAAGGAGAGGAUAAAUUUGCUCAGGCAACAGCUUGAGGAAAAUAAAGCAAAACUUGCUGAGAGAAGCAAAAGUCAAAAAGGAAUAGAAGAAAUGGUUACACAACUUCAAGCUCAACUCAAGGAGUCCCAACAAUACAUUCCAUUGAAUGUGUCCUUAUCGGAAACUAAAAUAGUUGACUAUAAUGAAAAUACAUCGCAGAAGGAACUGUAUAACAUCCUUUUGACGAAAGAAAAGAAAAUCGCCGAGCUCACAGCAAAAUCGCAGAAACUCGAGGAAAACGUUUUGGAUUUACAAGAAAAUUUGAAAGAGAAAGAUUCAGUAAUUGAUGCCAGAACGAAAGCUAUUACCUUAAUGACAGAUAGUUUGAGUAAAAAGGGCAAAACUACUUUGGAUGCCCUUGAGGAAACGAAAGAGCAAAUGCGCAAAAUGCAGGAGGACUUUGUCACAUUAGAAGGCGAAAUGAAAGCUCGGCAAUUGAGCCUUUUGAAUGACCUGAAAGUUAAAAACUUUGAGAUUGGAGAUUUGGAGAGAAUUAUUAAACAGUUAGAGAAUGAAAAUGUUGAGUUAAAAUUAAUUCAAUCGGAUUUUGAUAAUAAAGUGCAAAUGGAAAUAGAAAAGAGAACAGCCCAAUCUUCUGAGUUGCCACUGGCAAUUAGCUUCUCAGAGAAAGAGACUUUGACGGAAGACCAGAUUUUUAAAGAAUUACAAAAAAUUAAGCACAAAAAUGUUGAGUUAUUAGAGAAUAUAUUGGAGCGCGGAAAGAAUCUCUUAGAAAAUCGAAAAGAAGAUGCGCAAAAAAAAUUGUCUAAUGAAAAUGAAAAACUUAUUAAAGAAAACACCGAAUAUUCUCAGAAAAUUUCUGAAUUAGAAAAGCAGUUAAAAGAGGCUCUGUCAGAUUUGAAUAUUUUAAGAAAUACCAGUUCAGGUUCAAGUGUGAAAGAAAUUGAGGUCAACAGUGAAUUGGAAAAGCUAAAGAAACAACUAGAAGAGAGCAAUAAGAGCAUGAUUAAAAUGAGAGCUCAGCAUAAGUCAAAACUAAAAGAACUGAAUAAAAAGUUGGAUCAAUUUAAAAAGAUGAAUGAUGCCAAUGCUCUCAUUACUCAGUUGCAGAAUGAAAACACAAAAUUGAGUGAAAGAAUUGCCGAGUUGGAAGAAGAGAAAGGAAAUAUGCAGCUGAAGAUGGUGGAAUCCACUGGUAGUUCUAAAGAUUCUAGUGAAUUGGAGGAUGCGGUCAAAAAUCUAGAAGAGACUGUUUCAAGGAUUAAGGAUGAGGUCACAGAAAAAGAUAAAGUUGUUGAAAUCUUGGAAUCAGGUGGGUCUGUGUUUUUCGAAAUAAACUUGACUGAAUUUCUGUGUUAUUUUGUAGAAGUAUUGUCCCUUAAAAAAGAGCUAAACAUGAAGAAUGAGGAAUUCAGUUCUCAGGUUUCAUCAGAACUCUCAUCUAUAUAUUAUGAGGAACAGUUAGAAAAACUACAGGCUGAAAAGAAGGCAAUUAUGGCAGAAAUGAUCUCCCUUAAGCUUAGAAAUGAGGAAUUGUUAGAGAAAGUGGAAGUCUUGAAAAAUGAGAAACAAGAAAUUAACUCUAAAUUAGAUAGUUAUAUACAGGAAAACAUGGAGUUAAUAGACAAACUAGAAAAGCUUAGUGCUGAAAAAGUAUCAUCUGCUGAGAGCAUUGAAAUGGUUGAAGGAUUGACGCAGCAAGAAAAGUUGGAACUCGCAGCAUAUCAGAAGGACCUUAAUUCAGAGGAAACUAUCAAAUGCACAGAGGAUGACAGCCUGGAACCACCAGUCGAGUUAAACGAGAGUGUUUUGCAGCUGAGCGAGGACACGGCCGAAUUGUUGCAAAAAAUCGAGAUGUUUACACAAGAAAGGAAAGAAGUGAUGCAAAAAAUGGAAACCUUGAAGGACGAAAAUAAUUCCUUAAAUUUGAAAAUUAAGGAAAUUGAAUGCAAUAGAGAUGUCUUAGAAGAGACUUAUGAGCAGUUACAAAACGAAAAAGAGGCAUUGAUCAAUGAGAAACGCGAGCUGAUAUUAAAAUUAGACAAUAUCCCUGCUGAAUCGCAUGAAAGCUCUACAGAGUCUCUAGGCGUUUUACAGAUGAAGCUGAGCGAUUUGCAGAAUCAGUAUGAAAGCCUCUUGAAUGAAAAUGACGAAUUGAAACAAAAUUUACGGAAUCUUAAUUCACAAAUGCAAGAGAAAUACAACUUGGAAAAUAUUUUGAUAAAAAUGGAAGAACAGAAUGGUAAUUUGGAAUUAAAACUUAAAUCUGCGAUUGAAGAAGCCAAUACAUAUCAGCAGACGAUACAAGAAAACAAGAAUGAAAUAGCAAACUACUCCCAAUUGGUUGUCGAUUUGGAGGUCAAGCUUCGUGAUAGUGAAAAGGAAAUUGAAAAACUUAAUCUGGCGAUUGCUGAUUUAAGUGGGGUUAUUUCUGAAUUGCAGUCAAAGAACAGCAAUUAUGAAACAAUGUUGUCUGAACUAGAUCAGCUAAAAUCCACGCUGGGAAGUCAAAUGGAACAAGCUCGUGAUUAUGAAUUAGAGUUGAAUCAAAACGGCGACACAAUCAGUAGACUGAAUGGCGAACUCAUUGAAAUGAACAGAAAAAUGUUAAAAAGUCAGAAUGAUUUGGAAAUGCGAGCAAGUGAAAUAAAACAACUCAAGAAUGAACUUGAUAAUAAGGAAGAGUUCAUAAAGAAUCUGCAAAGCUCCAUAAACGAAAAGGAUAAACAUUUUAAAAUUGUAAGCGAGGAUAUCAAGGGUAAAUAUCUGGGUUUGCAGAAGCAAUUGGAUAACAAUGGCGAAUUGAUGCAGAGACAGGUAGCUGACCUUAAUCAGAAGAAUAAAGAGCAGUUGGAAAAAAUGAAAAAAAUUGCGGCUAACCUCAAAAAGAAGACUCAGGCAUAUCAAGAAUUGCAAGAGCAGUACAGUAAUGAAAAAGAGAAAUGGGAGUCUGAAGGGAAGGAGAAGAACAACGUUAUUACUAACUAUGAAAAAAGCGUUGAAAUAUUGCAACAGCAGCUUCAGACUGCAAUAGAUCAUAAGGAGGUGUUGGAGAAGGAGCUAGGAACACUUCAAGCAAGAAUUGAAGAGACAGACAGAAAUUAUGUAGAUCUUCAAAAUUACAUUUUGGAUAUAAAACAAAAAGAGCAGAAAGUGCAUGAAAUCAGUUUGCUGCAAGAAAUGUCCGCGAGUCUUCAUGAACGCCCUCACAAUGAAUCAGCAUCGUCUGAAAUGAUUCAGGAAGAGAAGGUUAAAGAGCUGGAAAUGCUUCUGGAGACCAAAGAAUCUGAACUAGUGCUUUACAAAGACAGGGUUGCAAAAUUAGAAGAGAACAUUAGGAAUUUGGAGGAGGAAAAGCAUAAAUUGGAGAUGGGAAAUGUAAAUUUAGAGGAACAACUGAACCUUGCUUUGAGUAAUUUGAAAGAAAAAGCGCUAGUUGAAGAACAACUGGCAUCUAAACUAACUGAAGUAGAUGCUAAUAAUAAGGCUGUGGAGAAACAAUUAGAGAGCACUGUUUUAGAGCUUCAAACACUAAAGAAAAAAUAUAAUGAAAACGAGGAACUAAGUAAAAAGUUAAAGAUUAAAUUAAAGAAAGCUCAUGAUAAGGUCAACGAAUUGAAACUAAUGGAAUCAAAUGUGGAAGAGUUACAAGCUGCCAAUGAAGAAUUAAAGAAGCAUGUUGCUGCAUUGGAAGCCAAUCAGAAGCAUAUUCAAAACGAAAAUGAAACUUUACAAAAGAGGAACAUGUCAGAUUAUGAGAAAAUUGAGGCUGAUUAUCAGAUUCAGUUGGAGGAAUUGUUAAGGGCUAAGAAUGAACUUACCAUAGAAUGUGAAAAAUUGCAAGAAAGAUUAAAGGAAGUUCAAGAUAAGGAAGAAGAGUUUAUCAUGGAAAUUGAAGAAUAUAAAAUCAGACUUCAUGAAAAUGAUUCUGCAAAUAUUGAUGAAAUAAAUAAACUUCGUGGAGAACUUGAAACAGCUAGUGUCAAACUUCAGGAGUCAGUAUACAAAAUUGAUGAACUUAAUACGCAGAUAGAUGUGUUGAAGGGUGAGAUAGCGUUAUUGAGGGAGAGACGAGCUUCGCUUGACGAAGUUAUGCGGAAACCCACAGAAUCUGAUGCAAUAGUUUCUGCUUCUACUCAGACUUGUGAGAACGAUAAUAAAAUUAUUAGCCCUUUAAAAGCAGAGCAUUCACAGAAUAUACCCACAUUUAAUUGGUUCAAUCAGGAUGAUAUAAACGACAGGAAUGACAUUUUCGGGGCUUUGCCUAGUCAGCAAAUACGACAGACGGUAAAUGUAGUGAAGCCGAGUACAUCUCAAAAUGUUGACUAUAUUACUGAUGCGAGAAGCAAAAGUGGGGGUACCAAAACUCUAACUCAGGCAACAAAUGUUGCUCAUUCAGCAGUUGUGGAAAAUAACCAAGAAGCAUUGUUAAAGAAAAUUAAAGCUCUUGAGUUUUUGCUGUAUAAUGUGGAUAAAGAAAACGAGGAAAAAGAGGACGCAUUGUCUCAAUGCGCCGACUUAGUUACAGAACUAACGAAGUUAUUUUCCGAGAACGAAAAUGUGUCUGAAAAUUCUAAUGCCGCAGUGAUUUCUUUAGAGUCCCAGGUUCUAUCUCAAUCCGAUGUUGAGCGGAUUUCUAAGGAAAGAGGACAGCUAGAAGAAAUGGAAUUUACACCAAUGAGACCUGAUUUUGGAAUACAUUCAAUGCCAAUUGUUGAGGAGACCAUUGAACCAAAAAAAGCCUACUUAUGUUAUAGCAAGGACCAUCAGAAAGAGGGCCAAGAGUUAUCUGCUAUAGAGUCGCAAGUUCUCUCAGCGAGUCAAUUGGAUCAAAUUAAAAGCGACAAAAAAGUGUUACAAAAGAUUGAAUUUGCAGAAGUAGGAGAGCUUAUGGGAGAGCAACAGCAACCAGUAAUUGAACCGUUAGUGCAGCCUGACCAUGCAUAUAUAUGCCAGACGAAAGAUGAUAACGCCCAUAGCUUAGAAGCUUUUCAAGAAAAUGAUGAUGGAUGGGGCUGGGGUCCUGAAGAAGCAAGACUUGAGGAAGAACACAUGGUUGGUAACCAACACACACAUCAAGUUGCAAAUUUGCAAUUAGAGGUGCAUCAGUUGCAAGACACUCUAAAAAUAUUGCAAGUGGAAAGAGAAAAUCAUUUAGAAGAAAUUAAACAAUUACAAAUAAAAUCCGGCAAACUAAUAAAGAAGUGUAAAGAAUUGAAAAUAAAAUGCGAUCAGGCUGGUUCGCUUAGACAUCAAGAUGAUGGUAGUUUCUUCGACUUAAAUGAAACAAUUCAAGAAGAAUUGAAAACCCAAGUUCUGAAAUUGGAGAAAAAAAUUACCGAAACUUCUACCGAAUUGGAUAGAGAGAAAUUGGAAAAAGCAGAAUUAUUAAAGAAAAUUGAUGUGUUAACAACAGCACAUGAAAAGAUGAUAGAAAUGAAGGAAAUCCAAGAUACAGAAGUGUUAAGGUGGCGAAGGAAAUACCAAGAAGCAGUGGAGAAGCUUCAGCAGCAAGAAUGGGAUAAUAAUGAUUUUACAGAUAUUAAGAAACCAGUAGUAGAUGCAGAAGUUUCGGCUAACUAUAAAGUAGAAGAGCUGGAAAGAACAAUUACAGAUUUGACACUUGACAAUGACGAACUGCAAGCCUUGCUUGAGGAACAGAAAAAAUUGAGGUUGGAAGCUGAAAAAGCAAGAAAUUCAGUAGAUGAAACGCAAGAACUAUCCAAACUAAAAGAGACUAAUGAUAAUUUGAGUAGACAAAUUGAAGAUUUAACCAAUCAAAACACUUGGCUUGCUAAAGCUAAGGAAGAACUUAUUGAAAAGGAAGUGAUGAUUCAAAAGUUGCAGGAGCAAGUCGCCGAGCAGCGCAGUCUACUUGACGUUAGCGCUAACAUGCAAAAAACCAUUGAAGACUUGAACAACGAAAAAGUUGAACGGGAAAAAGUAGUUGCCCAACUAAGUGAAGAUAUACGAACCAAAAUAGAGUCAGAGGGAAUGUUGACAGAAAAGUUACAUAUGUUGAACCAGCAAAUUGAACAGAAAGAUUCUAACAUUAACAGCUUAAAAACUUCUUUAAAUGAGACAAAAAAUGUGCAAACAAUAUGGGAAGCUACUGAAAUACAAUUAAGGAAUGCGAUAAUUGAGAAGGAAAGUGAGCUUGCUACCAUUAGAUCAGAGAAAGAAACAAAAGACAUGCAGAAUCAACAACUUUUGGAACAGUUACAGAAUAAUGAAGAAAAUCGAAACCUUUUGACACAGUUGGCAGCCAAAGAUAAGGAAAUCGCAGAGCUAGUGGCAGAAAAGGAAUUGAUGAAUCAGGAGAUACAAAAAAUUUCCAAUCAAUUAGAAAAGAUUAAAGAAAAAGAAUUUGAGGAAAGGUUGGAAAAUAUUGUUUCAGAAUUAAACUUAAACUGGCAAGCCCAAGUUGAUCAGAGAGGCGAAGAUGUAGCUGAAAGAUGGAAAGCCCACCUCGAAUUGGUUCAAAAUGAUUUUUCCUCAAUUCAAGCGAAACUUGCGACUGAUCUAUCCAAAGUAGAGGAAAGAUGCAAUGUUCUAAUUAAUGAAAAUAACGAAUUGAGACGAAAUGUCGAUGCAGAGAUUAGGAAUGAAGUUGAUAAAAUUUCAGCUUUGCAACAGCAAAUUUCAAGCAGUCAACAAAGUAUCAUUUCAUUGAAUGCCGAUUUGCAGCAAAAGCAACACGAAAUUGAGGAUCUCAAAAAAAAAUUAUUAAAUUAUUCCUCUUUUGAAAGCGAAUUAAAUAGUUUAAGGGAGCAUGUGGAGGAAAAAGAUCGGCAACUGAACAGCAUUGUCAUCGAAACGAAGCAGAGGCAGUUUGAUGAAAAACGAGAAGUAGUUGAAGAAAUUGUAUCACUCUUAGAGAAACAUUCGGUAACUCCCUUGUCCUAUGACAAGCAAGAUAUUGUUAACGAGUUUAGGAGACAGCUUGAUUUGAUGGACGGAAAGGACGCAGAAAUUUCGCAGUUAAGAAACGCGCUGGCAGAUAUAAAUGCCAAAAAAGAUCGAGAAAUAAUUGGUCUUAACCACGUAAUUGAAGAUUUGGAAAAGGAAGUGGUUCUGCUGCAUGAAAAAGAUGCCGAGAUAGUCAGGUUAACUAGCAGUAUAGAAAAUAUAACUGAAGAGAAAGUAGCUGUUGAGCAGGAAUUGAUUAAAACGCAACACGAAAUUUCGAACUUACAAGUGGUUUUGAAUGAGUAUAAAGAGAAACACGACAAUGACGCGCGAGAAAAUUUAAAACUUUUGGAAACUUUGAAAGAAAAAGAUAAUCAGCUUGACCAAUUAAAAUACCGAUUAAAUCAAAUUCAAGAGACAAACGAUAAUAAUAAAGAAGUAGAAAGGCUAAAUUUUGAAAUAGCACAAGGGAGACAAGACUGGGAAGCUUUAAAACAAUACGUCUCAGAGUAUCAAACUCAAUUGUCUACUAUGCAGCAACAAAUGGCUAAAAAAUCCCAAGAGAUGGAAGUGAUUAGGCAACAGAUCAGUGUUUAUCAGCAGACUAUUAAUUCAAAAGAUGAAGAAAUUAGGUCCCUUCAAAAUGCAUUGGCAGAUAAGGAAAUGGAGUAUAAUAUUAGCAUGGAACACAUUCAAAAUAGGCAGCGGCAGUACGAAGAAUUAUUAUCUUCCAGCCAAGAAGAAAUAGCAAAACUUCAAAAAUCUCUGGAAAAUAAUAAAAAUCAACAAGAGCAACAUCUACAGAAUCAAAAGUUACUUUCUGAAAAAGAUGCACUUAAUACUAACCUUCAGGUGCAAAUAAAUGAAAAAGCAGCCAUGAUCAAAGAGCUGGAAGAGAAAUUGUUUGAACAAUCAAAAUUGGUUGAUGAGGAUACUAAGCAAUUGGAAGAAUUAAAAUUAAUAAUUGAAGAUCAAGUUGUAAAAAUUGAAGAACUUAAAAAACAACUUUUUGAUGUGAGCAAUCAAUAUGAUAGUCUUAUUGCCGAGAUGGACAUGAGGCGCCCAUCUGCAGUUACGCAACAGCCUUCAUCAUCUUCAGUUGUGAAUCAGCCUGCUCCUAAAAAAACACACGUUUAUGAAGAUGAUCCUACCGAACCUGUAAGCAGAGCUGAGCUGGAUAUAGCUCUUUAUAUGUUGCACCAGCGUGACGUUCGCUGUGAAGAAUUAACUGUUGAAUUAACGCAACUGCUAGAAGAGCGAGAUACUCUUCAGUUGAGACUUUCCAACGCGAUUAGAGAAAAAGAGGAGCUUAGAAGACGACUUCCAGGGUCAAGUGCAUCAUCUCAAGAACAAGAUCCGUCUUCAAUACACAAAAGUAAAUCCUCGGAAAUAUUUCUGGCAGCAACUGGCACAGAACUGGCUAGAGAACCACUGGAAAGUGAUACACACCUAGCUUCAAAAUUGUCAGAGUUGAAGAACAUAGGUUACAAAAAGGACAAAACAUUCGUCGAUGAACAAGAAUUGAGGCAAAGACAGCAGUUAGCCAUUAUGCAGCAACAUAUAAACGAAGCUUCGAAGUUGCCACCGGAAGCAGCCGCAAAGCUAGUCGACGCCACUUAUACCCUUUCGCGAGACGUACAGAGUCCGUCUAAAGUGUUACUAAAUUGGCUGUGGGGAAACAGUACCCCGAAAGCGAACGAAUCGUGAGGAUUCAGGAUUGUAGAUAAGCUUAUUGUUGGUAUUUUAUGUAAUUUUUAAGUGAGAAAUUGUAUAUUUGUUUAUAUAACAACUACUAAAUGGUUUUCAACUAGUUUGCUAUUUCUUUCUGAUUUAAAAAUAGAAUAUUAUGCAACAAGUUUAUCGAGGUGUUGCUCAUAAAGUCCAGUCAGAGCAAUUGACAUAACUGCACCACUGCUCUCACAGAGUACUAUACUUUUACAUAACAAUGUCUCAUAAAGUGGACGGUAAAAAUUGAUGCGCGCUGUUAUUUUCAUAGAUUUCGUAUAUGUUGGAAGAAUGCCCCUAAAUUUCACACACUAACCUGUACUUUACCCCAUUUUCUUUCUAAACAGCAAUCUCCACUCACUUGUUUUCCCAUUUAACAAGAUCACAGAGAAAGUACAUAAAGUCACACAUCUAAACUGAAAAUUGUCGAACAGGCAAACUGU